Molecule: messenger RNA, 2021 nt
Organism: Solea senegalensis (Senegalese sole)
Lineage: Eukaryota; Metazoa; Chordata; Actinopteri; Pleuronectiformes; Soleidae
Gene: elovl7a
Product: ELOVL fatty acid elongase 7a
Exons: 9
Coding region: 139-1017 (292 amino acids)
Biological process (GO): very long-chain fatty acid biosynthetic process; fatty acid elongation, polyunsaturated fatty acid; fatty acid elongation, monounsaturated fatty acid
Cellular component (GO): endoplasmic reticulum membrane
Molecular function (GO): fatty acid elongase activity
Source: RefSeq, a predicted model, not a curated record
GUGAGAGCAUGAAGAGAGUCGCCCACCCACGGACGGGAAACUGCAGGUCAACAGGUACUUUGUUCACGGGGAAAUUUUAAGGAACCCACAAAGUUUCCUCGAGUAACGGCAACAAAGGUGAAGAUCAAGGAUCCCAAAAUGGAAUUUAAUUUGAAGUCGACAGCUGUAAUGCUUUAUGACCGGUUGAUGCAAAAUGCAGACUCGCGCACAGACGACUGGUUCCUCAUGUCGUCCCCUUUCCCACAAACGAUCGUCAUUGCGGCGUACAUUUACUUUGUCACGUCGCUCGGGCCUCGGCUAAUGGAGAACCGCAAGGCAUUCGACCUCAAAGGACUCCUGAUUUUUUACAACUUCAGCGUGGUCGCCCUCUCGUUGUACAUGAUCUAUGAGUUCGUAAUGUCGGGUUGGGGCACCGGAUACACUUUUCACUGCGACCUGGUCGACUACUCCGAUUCACCACAGGGCGUGAGGAUGGCAGCAGCGUGUUGGCUUUACUACUUCUCAAAGUUUAUUGAGAUGCUGGACACUGUGUUCUUUGUCUUGAGGAAGAAGUACAGCCAGGUGACCUUUCUUCAUGUCUACCAUCACUCCAUCAUGCCUUUCACCUGGUGGUUUGGUGUUCGUUUUGCUGCAGGUGGCAUGGGAACGUUCCAUGCCAUGCUCAACUGUGUCGUCCAUGUCUUCAUGUACUCGUAUUACGGCCUGACUGCCAUGGGCCCCAGUUACCAGAAGUACCUGUGGUGGAAGAAAUACCUCACUACCAUCCAGCUGAUCCAGUUUGUCAUGGUGACCACCCACAUCUUUCAGUAUUUCUUCAUGGACUGCCCCUACCAGUUCCCCAUCUUUGUGUACAUCAUCGGCCUGUACGGCCUGAUUUUCCUGGUCCUCUUCCUCAACUUCUGGUACCACGCCUACACCAAGGGCAAGAGGCUGCCUAAAGUGCUGCAGGCUCAGACAUGGGCACACCACACCAACGGAGUUAUGAAUGGAAACGCCAAUCAUGAAAAAGACGAGUGACGCACAACUCGGGUGUUCCGAGGGUUUCGGGGUUGACCUCACUUACGCACACACCCAGGAAACGGGAGAGCACACUGACCGGUCUGUCAGAUAUCAGUAUGUCCUUCAGCGCUUAAGUGGUCCAUAAUGAUUCCACCAUCAACAAAUGGCCCCAUGAGCUGUUUAUUGAGCACCACUCAAAUUGCUCUGUCGUGGCAAAUGUGUGAGCUUGUCGUACAUAAGCGGCCAUAGAUGUCAGUGUGAGAUUACAACAACAAAGAAGUCAUUGAAAGUCAGUUUUAUCUUCCAUGUAAAUGUAUUGCUGUAUAUGAUUCUGGUUGACCGGAGAGAUGGGGGCAGUCGGCGGGGUUGGCACCAACCCUCGAUGGGCACGGAUGGUCGCUCUCCGCCACGAUGAGCUUUAACAGCCCCAAUUUUUUUUUGUGUCUCUGAGCCGCCCUCGCAGGCUUCUAUUGUGGGAGAAGAAAGAAUAAUUAGGUCAUUAUCAGGCUGAAUUUGUGAGCCAGCUCAUCAUUGUAAAUACAUGUAACACACACACAUGGGGUGAGUCAGUGAAAUGAAGUUUGUUGUUGCCUUUCUUUUUCUUUUCUUUUCUUCUUUUUUUUUUUUUUACCAAAAAAUGCCACGCAAGUUGAUUUUAAAAAAACAUUUUUAAUGUUAGAUUUAAGUUGUAUUUGAUGGCUUCAGUAGUUUUGUAUUUGCAUUUUAGACAAAAUGUGCUCAGUGAAGACGGGAGAAUGAUAAUCAGGCUCAAUGUGAACACAAGUCACCUGCGUGUUUCAAGGCUUGUGUUUGUUUGGCUAAUUGCUUCGGAUAUGUCCAAUAAUAUCUAAAUCAAUAACCAAGGGGCAAACUAUGACUCCCCAAGUUGUAAUUAAUUACAGAGAUACAGCACGGUCCAUAUUCAGCCUUCAUCUGGUCUGAGAACGGAAGUGAACAUGUUAUCUCACUGUUGUUUUCUUUGUCUUUUAGAGUGAGUCUAUAAAUAAAUUCACCAAGAUUUA